AUGAGCUCGAUGCCUGUCUACAUCUGGACAGUGCCGAUGUUCCACUGCAAUGGCUGGUGCCUCAUUUGGGGGCUGGCGGCGGUAGGUGGCACAAACAUCUGCCUACGGCGUGUCUCCCCUAGAGAAAUAUUCGACACACUUGCUGCAAAAGCUGUCACCAACAUGGGAGGGGCUCCGACAGUCUUGAACAUGAUCAUGAACUCCCCUGACCGGAGGCCGCUGUUUUGCAAGGUUGAGAUCAUGACCGGCGGAUCACCACCCCCGCCCUCGAUUCUGGAGAGGAUCGAGGAGCUUGGAUUCAGAGUGUCGCACUUGUAUGGACUCACGGAAACUUAUGGGCCAGCCACGUCAUGUCUGUGGAGGCCUGAGUGGGACUCGUUGCCUAGCGAGGAGCAGUAUCGGAUCAGGGCGAGGCAGGGAGUGGAGCACUACGCUCUCGAGGAGGUCGAUGUGAGAGAUUCGGUGACAAUGGAGAGUGUACCUGCGGAUGGUGCAACAAUGGGUGAGAUCAUGCUUAGAGGAAACACUGUGAUGAGUGGAUACCUGAAAGAUGUGAAAGCCACGGAGGAAGCUUUUGCAGGGGGGUGGUUCAGAAGCGGCGAUCUUGGUGUGAAGCACGACAACGGCUACAUAGAAGUUAAGGACAGGUUGAAGGAUGUGGUGAUCUCUGGCGGCGAGAACAUAAGCACAGUCGAGGUCGAGACAGUGCUGUACCGCCAUCCAGCGAUUCUUGAAGCAGCGGUUGUGGGAAGACCGGAUGAUCACUGGGGGCAGACGCCCUGCGCCUUUGUGAAGUUGAAGGAAGGAUUUGAGGUUAGCCGUGAUGAGAUAAUAGAGUUUUGCAGAGAACGUUUACCUCAUUAUAUGGCGCCAAAGACCGUCAUUUUCGAGGAUAUACCAAAGACCUCAACAGGCAAGAUUCAGAAAUUCAUCCUCAGGGAGAAAGCAAAGGCCAUGCCCCCUUCUUCAUCUUGA
Salvia splendens (bonfire salvia) is the source of this 975-nucleotide messenger RNA. Its product is annotated as probable CoA ligase CCL13. The record is from RefSeq and is a predicted model, not a curated record. The transcript has a single exon. The coding region runs from base 1 to 975 and encodes 324 amino acids. Lineage: Eukaryota; Viridiplantae; Streptophyta; Magnoliopsida; Lamiales; Lamiaceae.